AUGGGAGUAACUGGACUUUUGCAAUAUCUCAAGGAGAUCCAUGAACCAAGCUCUUUAGAGAGAUACCGUGGUAAAACCUUAGCGAUAGAUACAUAUGGUUGGUUACAUCGUGGUCUCAUAUCAUGCGCACAAGAGCUAUGCAAUGACCUUCCAACUAGAAAGUACAUAACCUCCAUAUUAAACAAGGUAGAAAUGCUUCGUCAUUUUGGAGUUGAGCCAUAUUUUGUAUUCGAUGGGGCAGCUCUUCCCACAAAAGCUGAUACUGCUAAUGAGAGAAGACUAAGAAGAGUGGAAGCUAGAAAAAAAGCUGAACAGUUCACGAAGAGCGGAAACAAAAAAUUGGCAUGGAAAGAGUAUAUGAAAGCGGCUUGUGUAACCGCUGAAAUGGCCAAAUCAAUUAUGGUAGAACUCGAUAGACUUAAUAUAAAGUAUAUUGUUGCACCUUAUGAAGCUGAUCCACAAAUGGUCUAUUUGGAAAAGAUUGGAUUGGUGGAUGGUAUUCUUUCAGAAGACUCUGAUUUGUUGAUAUUCGGUUGUAACAAACUCAUCACAAAGUUAAAGGACGAUGCUACUUGUGUGGAGAUUUGUCGUGAGAACUUCAUCAAAAUAAAGAAGGUUCCUUAUUUGCGUACUUUCAGCCAAGAGCAGCUUAGAAUAGUGGCUAUGUUAUCAGGCUGCGACUACACUAAAGGAAUUAGCAAUAUAGGACUCAAAACAGCAUUUUCCUUGGUUGCCAAAUUUUUGGAUCUAAAAAGGAUUUUAUUAGCAUUGAAAUCAGAUGGAAAAUCAUUUCCAGAUGACUUCUAUGAAGAGGUGAUGAAGGCCGACUUAGCAUUUCAGUUCCAAAAAGUUUUUAACCCCAUUACAGAUGAAUUGAAAAGCCUCAACGAAUACCCCAAAGAAUUUGAGGUAGACUUUGAGCUUAUAGAAAAUUGUUGUGGUGAAACCUUAGACAAUAAUUUACAAUCACAAAUCAGUAGAGGUAAACUUCAUCCAACAUCUCACACAAUAUUAGUAUCGAGAGAACAAAGUCUUCAAAAAUUGAAAAGCGAAUCGUUUGGCGACUUCAGAAGUCAAAGCUUAAAGAUGAAGCAAGCACGUACAAUCUCAGCUCCAGGAAAGUCACAUUUCAAAUCUAUCGAUAGAUACUUUACAGCUGGAAAGAAGGCAUCAAGUGCCUCUUCUGCUGACAAAAAACGUGAACUUGUAAACGAUAAAUCUGAUGACCAAUGUGCUAAUAAAAAACUCAAGAUAAUGUCAAGAAGUGAGAAGCAUAUGGGCAGAAGUAGGUAUUUCGGUACUAAAGAAUAUCAGGAUAUGGAAGAAAAGCAGGCAAAGGUAGUAGAGGAGACCAAUUGGGACUGCAGUAUCAUAUCUGGUGAUUCUGAUAUACCAGAUGAAUUUUCUUCCCCUUUAGUUAGAAACGAUAUUAAACAUAACUUAAUCUCGGAAUCAACAAUGUCCCAACUGCUUCUAGGGGAUACUGACAGCGAAGAAACAACAUCAAAGGUGGUUUCUGAUUUUCAGCUAUCAAAGUCAUUAGAUGAAGCUAAUUUUGAAGUUUUUGACGAAGAUGACGAAAUCGAAGAAUCGCCUACCAAGAAAGAGAACGCUUCAUCGGACUUGACAAAAUUCGCCCAAGUAUUGAGACAAAAGUAUGUGUUCAGCGAAAGCGCAACUGGAAGAUUUGCGAAAACGUAUACCAGGGCUCCACUUGAGCCAAAAGAUACUAAUAUACCUCCGCAAUCGGUGAAAUGUAAAGAUAUAUCAGAUCAGCACAACAAGGUCGUUUCAGAUGGUCUCAAAUUAGCUCCUAAGAACUCCGGAUCCGCAUUUCCUACUAAGAAUGGAGCUCAAAGUUUACAAAGAUUUGCAUUCAAGAAUUAA
Molecule: messenger RNA, 1887 nt
Organism: Priceomyces carsonii
Lineage: Eukaryota; Fungi; Ascomycota; Pichiomycetes; Serinales; Debaryomycetaceae
Gene: EXO1
Product: Rad2 family nuclease
Exons: 1
Coding region: 1-1887 (628 amino acids)
Biological process (GO): mismatch repair; DNA recombination; DNA double-strand break processing
Cellular component (GO): nucleus
Molecular function (GO): metal ion binding; DNA binding; 5'-flap endonuclease activity
Source: RefSeq, a predicted model, not a curated record